UACACUGGUUCUAAUAUGAUUUUUUUUCCUUUUAUACAUUUGCAGGAAAGCAAAGGAGAAGCUCAAGCAGCAUCUGGUCAAAAAUAUAAAACCAUCCUGGUGUCCUGUGAGAAUGGCCUUCGUAUCAUAACACUCAAUCGUCCAGAGAAGAAAAAUGCCAUCACUGUUGAAAUGUAUAAUGAGUGGAUUGAAGCUCUGAAAGAGGCAGGAGAAGAUCCCAAUACAGUUAUUACUGCCAUCACAGGAUCUGGAGAUUACUAUUGCUCAGGAAAUGACCUUUCCAAUUUCACCAAUAUUGAUCCAAGUAAUAUGCACCAAUAUUCCCAGGAAUCGGGAAAGCUUUUGAACAGGUGAAUAUAUCUUAACUUGAUUU
This is a messenger RNA of Homarus americanus (American lobster), 373 nucleotides long. RefSeq names its product enoyl-CoA delta isomerase 2-like. The record is from RefSeq and is a predicted model, not a curated record. The transcript has 2 exons. NCBI's taxonomy places the organism in Eukaryota, Metazoa, Arthropoda, Malacostraca, Decapoda, Nephropidae. Bases 16 to 354 code for a protein of 112 amino acids.